This is a messenger RNA of Neogale vison (American mink), 4556 nucleotides long. It is a transcript of the gene PJA2, whose product is annotated as praja ring finger ubiquitin ligase 2. Lineage: Eukaryota; Metazoa; Chordata; Mammalia; Carnivora; Mustelidae. Bases 187 to 2319 code for a protein of 710 amino acids. The transcript is spliced from 10 exons. The record is from RefSeq and is a predicted model, not a curated record.
GGACUCUGAGAUCAUGACCUGAGCCGAAGGCAGAGGCCCAACCCACUGAGCUACUCAGGAGCCCCUAAAAUCACUACUCUUUAAAUUCUGCUGUAGGAGGAAUCUUCUGCAGCUUAUUCAUUGUAUGAGUAAAAACCAAGUCAUAUCCAUAAUUGCACUGAACUGGGCACAAGAAAACUGCCAUAUAUGUCACAGUAUACUGAAAAAGAGCCAGCAGCAAUGGAUCAAGAAUCCAGCAAGGCUGCCUGGCCCAAACCAGCAGGAGGAUAUCAGACAAUCACAGGCAGGAGAUAUGGAAGAAGACAUGCAUAUGUCAGUUUUAAACCAUGUAUGACCAGGCAUGAAAGAAGUUUAGGUCGGGCUGGUGAUGACUAUGAAGUGUUGGAACUAGAUGAUGUUCCAAAGGAAAAUUCCUCAGGUUCCUGUCCAUCGGAUCAAGUUCAUUCUUCUUUACCCAAUGACACUUUAUUUGAAAAAAGUGAAACCGAAAUUCCCAUUUGUGAUACAACAUUGAAUCAAACCAUUGAGAGCAGUCCAUCCUUUGCUGCGGUACAUCAUAGGGAGGAGGGCAGGGAGACUUUAGGAAGCAGUACAGAUCUUCAGAAUCACUCUGAGGGAGAAUAUACUACAGAAGCUUGCAAUGCUUCAAGUGUACAAAAUGGAAUUUCAUUGGUUCAGACUGACUCUUAUGAUCCAGAUGGCACGCAUGGAGAGGCCAGUGACCGUCUUCAGCUUUCUGCAGAAGUUGUGGAAGGUGGUGGCUAUCAGGAAGCAUUGGGCAAUACAAUAUUUGAGUUGGCAAAUGGAGAGGUAGAGGCAUACACUGGUCUUUCACCACCGGUUCCCUCUUUUAACUGUGAAAUAAGAGAUGAAUUUGAAGAGCUAGAUUCAGCACCUUUAGUCAAAAGUUCUACUGGUGAUACUGAGUUUGUCAGUGAGAACAAUCAGGAGUUUCAGAGGUCUUCUUCUGAAGUUGAAGUUGUUAGAAAGAAACAACAAAAUGAUACUAGCCAGGAGAGUCAGAGAGAAAAUGCAGCUGAAGAUGCAGUGUGUGCUCCCGGGCAUAUCUGCAGUGAACAAAAUACUAGUGAUAAGGGAAAGAACCAGGGAAGUUUUCCUGAACAGGUAGUAAGGCCCAAAGUUAGAAAACUGAUAAGUUCAAGCCAGGUGGACCAAGAAACAGGUUUUAAUAGGCAUGAGGCUAAACAAAGAAGUGUUCAGAGAUGGAGGGAGGCUUUGGAAGUUGAGGAAAAUGGCUCAGAUGACCUAUUAAUAAAAUGUGAUGACUACGAUGGAGAACAUGACUGCAUGUUCUUGGAUCCACCUUACUCAAGAGUUACGCAUAGGGAAACAGAACAUAACCAAGUAACAGCGGAAAGUGGAGCCACAGCAGGAAGGCAAGAAGUGGUGGAUAACACCUUUUGGAACGGCUGUGGAGAUUAUUACCAGCUGUAUGACAAGGAUGAAGAUAGUUCAGAAUGCAGUGACGGAGAAUGGUCUGCCUCAUUGCCUCAUCGGUUUUCUGGUACAGAAAAAGAUCAGUCAUCAAGUGAUGAAAGCUGGGAAACUUUGCCAGGAAAAGAUGAGAAUGAACCUGAAUUACAGAGUGAUAGCAGUGGUCCUGAAGAAGAAAACCAAGAAUUGUCUCUACAGGAAGGGGAACAGACAUCCUUGGAAGAGGGAGAGAUUCCUUGGUUACAGUACAAUGAAGUCAAUGAAAGCAGCAGUGAUGAGGGUAAUGAGCCUGCCAAUGAAUUUGCACAGCCAGAAGCUUUUAUGCUGGAUGGGAACAAUAACCUUGAGGAUGACUCUAGUGUGAGUGAAGACUUAGAUGUGGACUGGAGCCUGUUUGAUGGUUUUGCAGAUGGACUAGGAGUUGCUGAAGCGAUUUCUUAUGUGGAUCCUCAGUUCCUCACCUACAUGGCGUUGGAAGAACGCUUAGCCCAGGCUAUGGAGACUGCAUUGGCACAUUUAGAGUCUCUGGCAGUGGAUGUUGAGGUGGCCAAUCCACCAGCCAGUAAGGAAAGCAUUGAUGGUCUUCCAGAGACCCUUGUUCUUGAAGACCACACCGCAAUUGGUCAAGAGCAGUGCUGUCCAAUCUGUUGCAGUGAGUAUAUUAAGGAUGAUAUAGCAACAGAGCUUCCCUGUCACCAUUUCUUUCACAAACCUUGUGUCUCAAUUUGGCUACAGAAGUCGGGAACGUGCCCCGUGUGCCGCCGCCACUUCCCACCCGCCGUCAUCGAAGCAUCGGCAGCUCCGUCCUCUGAGCCUGACCAGGAGGCCCCCCCUUCCGCUGACAGCUCUGCAGAAGCCCCUUAAACUUUAAUCCUUGAAUGAGAUCACUAUGUCUAAAAGUCAUUCUGCAAAUCCCUUCUCAAUCUGAUGUGCAAAUAAUUAUAUAUAAAUAAAUUUAAAAUCCUAUAUAUAGUCUAUACCAUAGUUUAGAAAGAAGAAUAUUAACCUUUCUAAACUAAAUUUAGGUUCGCAGAAAGUACUAAACAUUUUCAAGCUGAAUGUUGAAGCAGUGCAUCCAUUUUCUUUCGUUGAACAUGUUGGUAUUAAUUGUAAAGUCAAGCUUACCAGUUAACUCUCUCCAGAAGAAAUAAUCAUGUAUGUGGCACAUAUUAUUGGUUUUGUCUGAAGUACUGCCACUAAGUGAUUAUAAUUAAACUCUCCUAUUUGCAUCAAAUGUGAAGACUGUGAUCACAACAGUAGUAAAAUUUGGUUUCAUUGGAAAUAAAAAGUAUUCUAAAACAUGCUUUUUUCAUUGGUCGCUUUGCUUUUGCUACAUCAGAACCUCUUGGUUCAUGAUACUGAGUGGUUUUUUUCGGAAGGUGUCUACUCUUCCAUCUUUGUUUAAAAUUAGGACUUUUUAGAAUCAAAACAAAGGCCAAAAUUUUGGCUUAAUCACCACAAAAUUUUAAGAUCUUAAAUGUAAUCCCCUUGGAAUGGUUAGAUAGUAAAAUAACUUUUUUUUUCCUCUUUCUUAGUGGUGGAUGUGCUUAAAGUAAGGUUAGCAAAGCAUGAGUGUUUUACUAUGGUUGGUGCUUGAGGUAAGGUUAGUAAAGCUUAUGAACAAUCUAGUGUGCUCAGUGUUUGGUAUGAUGAGGUGAAUUAGAUGGCCUUAUGAAAUCCUUUUUCCCUUUCUACCUGGUUACAAUUAUACUUGAGAACAUUCAUGGCACAUUUCUUAGAUAAUUUUUUUUUAAUUUAUAAAUUUAUAAAUAUGCUUGUUUAUAAAUUUAUAAAUAUUAGAUACAGUUUGUUUAAAGUAAUUUUGGUUCAGAAAUAUUUUAGAAAGUCUGAAAACAUGCAUCACGUGUUUAAACAUUCAUUCUGUUGUAUCCAAGAGGAAAUCUGAUCCUUAAAACCUGGAAGGUUAAUUGUACCAACUUGUGUAAAGCAUAAAAUUAACGGGGUAUAGGACAGAAUUGGCCACAUCUUUUUAUAACAUAUCUAAACCUUACUGUGUUAUAAUUUAUUUCUUUAAAGUAUUCCUGAAUAAGGAUUAUUCAUAGUACAUUUGUUUCUUUACACUAAUUUAUUUUGAUAAAAUUAUUCACCUGGAAAUAAAUAAUAAAAAUGGGUUGUUUCAUAUUAAACCAAAUUAAGCCCUGGGUGAAAAAAGGAGUAGGGUGAUCAUCUAGUGACUGUGAGUAGAACUGAACAUGUAACAUGGUUCCUUUCUUAUUUUCCUUUCUCUAAAAGAGAAGAGAAGACCCUGACCCCAGAUUUGCCCUCCCAAAGAGUUCCUUUCAGAUUCUUCUAUAAACAUGAGGAAGUGAGCUUUGUUUAGUUGUUUUUUAUGGGAAAUUUGGCCUUUAGGGUCAUCCAUAAUUAUGUAACUCCAAAAUAAGAUUGCAUAGCUUUCCGUUUAGGUGAUCACACCCAGUAGGCAAAUAUGUACAAAGAUGGACAUAAUAUUUAACUUACAGAUGUGAUUUGCUCUCAGUACCAGAGAAUGAUAGGUGUUAGAAUAUUGCAUUUGAUCAAGUAAAAUUGUAAAGCAUGUAGCGAGUGUACAUCCAUCUGAGUAGUACAUUGGUAAUUUAGUUGGGACACAUAAAAGGAAUAUUUAUAUGGCUUCCCAAAUGCAAAGUUACAUUUUAUUUGUGUAAUUUCUUUGAGUAUUUAUAUUCCAUCUCUUUUCUUCGUUCUUAAAUGAAUUUUCACUGUUGGCACAUUUGAGGCUUAACUAUAAGGAACAUAACACUUGCAUUCUAAUUUUUGCAUAUAUUGUAAAUGUGUGUCUGGUAUUUACAGCAAAAUACUGUGUAUCCUUUUAUGGGUAAAACAAAACUGAACAUUGCAUGCAUGUAAUGUGGUGACUUUGUAAUUUAGGGGUUCUUUGGGGCUUCUGUGACUUUGGAAAUGCUUACAUUCAGGCCUUAAUGUUGCAUUAGCUAGCAUGUUUUCCUUCUGAUGUAUAUAGUCACUGUUGUAUAAACUAAUCUUUGCUUGUUUUCUACUCUGUGAUCUUUCCAUACCAUAUUUCAUUGACGAUCAGUGUCGAGGAGUCAAAUCAGAUUAAACUUAAUUCUCAUGUGUAUAUUGUG